AUGUCGUGUGAUUUAAAACUAAACGAUUUACUUGAGCUGUCGAAAGUGUAUGCACCAGAGUACAAUAUGCCAGAACUACAUGAUCGAGUACUGGUGUUUGAUGUCAUGCAAGAUGGUUGGGAGACACACGCAAUUCUCGCAAGUAGUGAACAUGGCGAUGAUUCUGUGAAUGUUGAGGAAAAUCCUGGCCAAAUUUCGACGACUAUUUCAAACGAAGUACUACAAGAUGUUAAAAAUGGAAGCAAUUCAGACGGCGAAGUGAGUGUAGAGGUAGAAUCUAACGAAAUCAAACCUGAAGUCGAGCGAAAUAUCGAAACAGGAAGUACUUCCGGGCAAGAUUCUAGCACAAGCCUCAACAAUGAAUCGCAGAAUGAAACUGCAACUUUGGUUGCAAGUGACGAAAACCAGCUGGCUCAAGGUUCUACUUACUCUACAGAGAACUUUGAAUAUUCUAAGAAAGGAAUCCUUCGGCAACACAAGAUAUUUGUUCACAGUUCAUGGCUAGCUGUACAGAGCAAAUAUUUCCGCUCUCUGUUCUACUCAGGUAUGAGGAAUAUACAGCUUAUUCAGUUAACGUUGCCCUCUGCAGGUAUAAACUCACACCGCAACAUCUAUAAGCACGAGAAGCACAAUAGACGUGUUUAUUAUUACGGCAUUAGUUAUACAAAAUGCAUGUUAGCACUGGUUGUUAUAUGUUUUCCUAAUAGUUAUACAAAUGAAUUUAAGAGCUCUAUGCAUGAGCCCCGGCCAUUUAAAAACUUAAGCUAAACUUAUGAGCCGUGAAAAUGAUAUGUAAAUAACGUAGCAGUUUGAACAAUUGUUUAAUUAAUCAUUGUUUAAUUAAUUUAUGAUGCUUUUGAAGGUGCUGUAAACGGCUUAAAGAUAUUUCGUGAGAUAUGUCCUCUCUAUUGAUCAUAGAUUUCCAUGCACCAAUAAAUAUAUAGGAAAAUGAACCCUGAUUAUCAUAUAGUCAAUGAACUCACGACUAUAGGAAAUAUUCCAAGUUCCAUGCAUACACGAUUACAUGUUAGUUGCGUGGAAUGAGAAACAUGAUAUAUUUAUGAUUUAAUUACAGUACUUGAUUAUGACCUUCAGGAAUGAAACUCGGUUUUAUAAUAAAUUGAAAAAUUGUAAAUGGAUAAUGCAUGCAGUUCCAAAAUUAAAAAAUAAAGUGGUGUAAAACAUAUUGUUACAUUAUUUGCUCUUGCCCCAAUGACCUCGUUUUCAUGUGGGUUAUGUUUCGUGCGCAAGAGCUAUAGAAAUAAGUUUGUGAUUGACCGCAAACGAAUUGUGUUCAAAUUGACUGUAUUUUAUAGAAACUUUUAGUUUUGUGGAGGUUUUUAUAGAGAACAGAUUCUUUCGAGUAAUUAAAGAUUGUAUUUUAGUUGCUACUUUAUAAAAAAUAUCCAAUUUAUAUAUCCAAUCUUUACCUGAAAAUGUAAAAACCAAACCAAAUGUUUAUAAGGUUUACAACAUCUAUUGAAGACAUAACGUCUAUUCUUCUCUCAACGUACCAUAGAUGUUUUUAAAAACAAUUAUUAAUAUUAUUAAAAACAUCUGAAUAUAUAAAACCCAAAGAAUGUCUAAAAUUUAAAACGAAAAAAUUUUAAAUAAUUUUUUUUAAUUUUUGAAGUUCCGCUUAGUAUUUUAUACGUGUUUCGUUGAGUUCCAUGCAGAACUGUUCGUAACGUGCCGGACAUGAUCGGAUUACGUGCAGGAAUGACAUGUGCUUGAGUCGCUGUAAAGAAAACUUGCCGUAUUUAGUAUUAUUAUGUAAUUUUUAAAGGAUACUGCACUGUAUAUGCGCGAAAUAAAGGAACUGUUAGUUGUAGAAACUUGGACAAGUGUAAGUUUAUGCUAUACAGUUGAACGGAGCGAACAUUUAAGCCUUACUUAAUAAAUAUUUAAAUAAAUAGUUUUCUAAAUUAUAGUUUUGUACUCGAGUUUUGUCGGUUUAUCGCUUCAAUAUGCAUGUUCAUAUGUUUUUAAUGUAAUUGUUUUUCAAAGCAUCUAUAUAGUGUGUUGAGAGAGGAAUAGACGUUAUGCCCUCAUAGGAUGUUUUAAACUAUUUCCUUGCUUCAAUAAAGUAAAAUUGUGUAAAUGUGUCUCGGUUGUUACAUCCCUAUCAUGCACCUGUACACAGCUAAAUAAAUUGUUUUUUCUCUCUGUCACAGGUAUGAAGGAGUCUAGCAGCAAGGAGGUGCAUGUUAAAGUCAGCGAAUGUGAAGAGGCGACUCACUUGAUGUUGCUGGAAGCAACCUAUAAAGCAGAUAUCUUGAAUGGUGCUACUGUAGAGGAAUUGUUAGCUGUAUUGGAGCUAGCUGAUAAGUAUGAUGUGAAAUUUGUGUUUAAGAAAUGUAAGUAUGUACUGCAAACACGUGUGACUACAUUAGAUAUUUGCAAGCAAGUUAUGCACGUUAUCAAGGAGAAACACAGUUUUGGUGAUGUCGAAGAUCUGGCAGCCACCAUGCAAGUUACAAUGGGUGGGAAUUUUACUCCCUUAGAAAAUCAUUGGCAGGUAGAGAAAUUCACCAGUCAGUCGCAACCGUUCGUGCAAUAUCUGUUAGGAAGCAGUAAUCUCCAGACUCGUUGUGAAAAUACCGUCUUUCAAGCCUUGAUGCAUUGGAUGGAAGUGAACAACGUUGAUCCAACAAGUCUCGAGAAGGAUUCUG
Paramuricea clavata is the source of this 2672-nucleotide messenger RNA. The record is from the annotation of a GenBank genome assembly. Lineage: Eukaryota; Metazoa; Cnidaria; Anthozoa; Malacalcyonacea; Plexauridae.